UUUGGGGUGCAGUCUGACAGCUCGUGACUCCCCUCCACGCAACAACCCUGUGAUGCCCUGAGGGGUCAUGUCCCCCCCGUCGGAGAACCGCUGCAAACGUCUGAUGGAACACGGUGAGAUCAUGCAUGAUGUCAUCAGGAAGGUGAAGAAGAAGGGCGAGUGGAAGGUGCUGGUGGUGGAUCAGCUCAGCAUGCGCAUGCUCUCUUCCUGCUGCAAAAUGACCGACAUCAUGACGGAGGGGAUAACAAUUGUGGAAGACAUCAACAAGCGCCGAGAGCCACUGCCCAGCUUGGAGGCUGUGUACCUCAUCACUCCGUCUGAUAAGUCUGUCCAUUCACUCAUCAGCGACUUCAAGGAUGCCCCUACUGCCAAGUACAGGGCAGCCCAUGUCUUCUUCACCGACUCCUGCCCCGAUGCUCUGUUCAACGAACUGGUCAAAUCUCGCACGGCCAAAGUCGUCAAGACCCUGACGGAAAUCAACAUUGCCUUCCUUCCCUACGAGUCCCAGGUUUACUCCUUGGACUCUGCCGACUCUUUCCAAAGCUUCUACAGCCCCCACAAGACCCAGAUGAAGAACCCGAUCCUGGAACGCCUGGCAGAACAGAUAGCCACCCUGUGCGCCACCCUGAAGGAAUACCCAGCCGUGCGAUACAGAGGAGAUUACAAAGACAACGCCAUGCUGGCCCAGCUCAUCCAGGACAAACUGGACGCCUACAAGGCGGACGACCCAACCAUGGGCGAGGGUCCUGACAAAGCUCGCUCCCAGCUCCUCAUUCUGGACCGUGGCUUUGACCCCGCCUCCCCGGUGCUGCAUGAACUCACGUUCCAGGCCAUGAGUUACGACCUGCUGCCCAUCGAGAACGACGUGUACAAGUACGAGACGAGUGGCAUUGGAGAGGCCCGGGUGAAGGAGGUUCUCCUGGACGAGGACGACGACCUCUGGAUCACCCUACGCCACAAGCACAUCGCGGAGGUGUCCCAGGAGGUCACCCGCUCUCUGAAGGAGUUUUCUUCCAGCAAGAGGAUGAACACAGGAGAGAAGACCACUAUGCGGGACCUGUCCCAGAUGCUGAAGAAGAUGCCACAGUACCAGAAAGAACUCAGCAAGUACUCCACCCACCUGCACCUGGCGGAGGACUGCAUGAAGCACUACCAAGGCACCGUGGACAAGCUCUGCCGAGUCGAACAGGACCUGGCGAUGGGCACUGAUGCCGAAGGGGAGAAGAUCAAGGACCCCAUGAGAGCCAUUGUCCCCAUUCUGCUGGACGGGAACGUCAGCACCUAUGACAAGAUCCGCAUCAUCCUGCUCUACAUCUUCCUGAAGAAUGGGAUCACCGAGGAAAACCUGAACAAGCUGAUCCAGCAUGCUCAGAUCCCUCCGGAGGAGAGCGAGAUCAUCACCAACAUGGCUCACCUCGGGGUGCCCAUCCCCUAACCCGGGUCCACCUUGCGUCGCAGGAGCAAGCCGGAGCGGAAGGAGCGUAUCAGCGAGCAGACCUACCAGCUCUCACGAUGGACCCCCGUUGUGAAGGACAUCAUGGAGGACACUAUUGAGGACAAACUGGACACCAAGCACUACCCCUAUAUCUCUACCCGCUCCUCGGCCUCCUUCAGCACCACUGCGGUCAGUGCCCGCUACGGACACUGGCACAAGAACAAGGCCCCCGGUGAGUACAGGGCCGGCCCUCGCCUCAUCAUCUUCAUCCUGGGGGGCGUGAGCCUGAGCGAGAUGCGCUGCGCCUACGAGGUGACGCAAGCCAGCGGGAAGUGGGAGGUGCUAAUAGGGUCCACUCACAUCCUCACCCCGCAGAAACUCCUGGACACGCUGAAGAAACUGAAUAAAACAGAGGAAGAAACCAGCAGUUAAAACCAAGCGAGCGAAACGACAACUCCGCCUUCCUGGCUCACGGUGGCCCACGCUGGGGCUGCCCCGCUAAACGUUACUUUGCUGAACCAUGGCACCAUCUCCCGCCCCCCGCCCUCUCGCUUGCUCCCUGGGCUUGUGGUUGAAAAUCUGCCCUUCCCUUUGCCCCUCCUUUUACGCAAAUGAGGGUGAGUGGGCGGUGGGGCAACCGGACACAAAAUGCAUUGCAUUUAAAGAAUAAACUAA
Molecule: messenger RNA, 2110 nt
Organism: Pelodiscus sinensis (Chinese soft-shelled turtle)
Lineage: Eukaryota; Metazoa; Chordata; Testudines; Trionychidae
Source: RefSeq, a predicted model, not a curated record